AAAGAAAGAAAACACACCAAAAGGCAAAAAGCCCCCAUUUUGAAAGCAAAAUAUCUUCGUCUUCCUCGUCCCUUCACCGCUAGGGCUUUUUCCUGUUUUCUUCUUAUUAAGGUCAGCUAAAACUCAUCCUUCACUUUGUAUGAUCUCUUCAACGGUUACAAAUUGUUUCACUUGAAAAGCUUUUAAUUUAUUUGUAAGAUGGGCCUCUGUUUUUUCUUUUUUUUUUUUGAAGAAUUUCAAAAAAAAUAUGGAUUGUGGCGUAAUGCAUUUUCUUUCUUGGUGAUUCUGUAAUAUGUUGCUUUUGAAUGACAUAAGAAAAUCAGUGUAACCCAGACAAAAUUGAACAGAAUUUUUGUCUUUAGCACGAAGUUUUUAAAAUUGAAAGUUUAAUCGUUUUUCCCCUUUCCGAAUUUGUUCCGUUAUUGCUCAUAGUUUCUCCCUAAUGCAUCUGGAUUAAUCUGCGAGCUAAUCUUUUCGAUUUAUUUUUCGUUUUGUGGGGAUUUUUUUCAUGAAUUGAAUUGGCCAGUUUGCAAUUCAUUUUCUUGAUGAGUUUGCGGGUUAACUUUUAUGUUUACACAAAAUUUUUGUACUCUUCUGUAAAAAUGUUUGUUUUGAUGACAUUAAGCUUUUCUCCAUUUGGUUUCGAAGAUUUUAAUUAUUGGUUCUUUCUUUCUUUGCCUUAUGUAGAUGUCAGACCUCAGAGAUGAAAGGUCUACAUCACCCCACGGCUCCUUGUCGCCGCGGCCAAGGGAUCGACCUAGAGAUCGUCGGUCAAGAUCAUUGCCAAGGUCUAGGAGGAGUCGUUCUAGGAGCCAUGAUUCUGUUGAUGUUACGAAUCCCGGGAAUAACCUUUAUGUAACUGGCCUCUCCACAAGGGUUGACAAUGGUGAUCUUGAGAAGUUUUUUAACAAAGAAGGGAAGGUUGUUGAGUGCCAGCUUGUGACAGAUCCUCGUACAAAAGAGUCUCGUGGGUUUGCUUUUAUCACUAUGGAAACAAAUGAGGAUGCAGAACGAUGUAUCAAGCACCUCAAUCGUUCUGUGCUUGAAGGUCGUCUGAUUACUGUGGAGAAGAGAUGUUGCCUGGUAAAUUUUUGGCAGCGGGUCUGGUCUGUGUAGCUCCAUCGAAUUCGAAUUCUAAGCCCUAAAGUCUAAAUCGUUGAACCUUAUCACGACUUACAACACGCGCUCUUCACCGACGCUUGAAACUCUUCAAAUCAACUCGAUUAUUUUGCAGAGGGUUGUAUGCCUUCUAUUGCUUUACAUCAUCAAUUCAUCAGUAACAGUUUCUGAUAUAGUAAACAAUACUGGCUGCUUCAGUUUUUCUGGUUUUCCUUCACGUCUGCUUUUAUCUCUGGAGGUUUGUGUCUUGCCCCUAAGCUCAAGAACCGGUUUAUCCAAUUGAGCGGUCUGAAAACUGUUAUAAGAUAGCUUGUUUCCUAUUGUUUAUGUGCUGUUCACUAUUCUUAUUUCGCGUAUGGUUAACUUGUACUUCUCCCAAUUUAAAAGAAAAUAAGAAGUACAAAUUGCUUAAGUUGUAAAAUAUGUUCAUUCUUUUCUUUGAACUUUUUAUAAGAUGAGCAACACUCUAUCGUUUGUACAGUGUAUCCUAUCUGUUCUUUGCGUUCUAUCAUUAUCUAAAGCCUAUAAAAGGCAGAUCAUUUUUUUUUGAUUCGGAAGUUUGACCCGUGUUUUUAUUUCUUGCAUUUUGUGCAUGCUUUUGUUAUUUUGUAGGCUAAAAGGAAACGAGGUCGAACACCCACUCCUGGGCGGUAUCAAGGUCUUCGAGGUCGACGAGGUAUAUUACUUUUCCUGUGUUUGAUUGUGUGUGAUGCGGGGUUUCAUGCUCUUGGACAGUUUUGACAACCUGGUUUAUAUAGGGUAUGGGCCUAGGCGUUCUCGUAGUCGAUCGCCUCAUCAACGCUACAGAGAACCCUAUCGUAGGGACCGUCGAGAACGGUCACGCUCCCCUUAUGGUCGGAGGCCUGAUGAUUCGUAUGGGAGAAACAGAGACAGAGGCCGUUGGAGUUAAGGGGCUGUACGGGAUCAAAUUCAGAGUUUGGUUUCCUUUCAGUUUGCCAUUGUAGGGAAUUACUGAUCAGUGACGUCUUUGUGAAUGCACAAAAAUGGUUGGUUUUUGGUUUUCCCUUCCAUCUGAAUUGCUUCGUAAUGUACUAAACACAUAAUUCGUGUCUGCUAAAAUAGAAUGCUAUCCAGUCGUGUCUGGAAUUAUUUUAUGCUGGGAGCCAUAAUUCCAUUCUUUUUUUUUUUUUUUUAACAAUCCACAAGUAGGCUAUAUGAGAGAGGCAGGCAUGGAUUAGUUUGAUGUUAUUGGUAAUCUUAAAACACAAUUCAAAUGGUAAAGUUGGCAUG
Messenger RNA from Oldenlandia corymbosa var. corymbosa, 2370 nucleotides. NCBI's taxonomy places the organism in Eukaryota, Viridiplantae, Streptophyta, Magnoliopsida, Gentianales, Rubiaceae. The record is from the annotation of a GenBank genome assembly.